This is a messenger RNA of Geosmithia morbida, 111 nucleotides long. RefSeq lists its product as uncharacterized. Bases 1 to 111 code for a protein of 36 amino acids. The record is from RefSeq and is a predicted model, not a curated record. Lineage: Eukaryota; Fungi; Ascomycota; Sordariomycetes; Hypocreales; Bionectriaceae. The transcript is spliced from 2 exons.
AUGACUGCAUCGUCACGGCCUCGAUACGAUAUCGCGCCAAUAUUGAAUCUUGCGCCGGGCAAGUCAUACCCAGUCGAGUCUACCAUAAGAGAUUGGCGCAAGGGCGAGUGA